AUGUCUACAACACCUGCAGUCAAGUAUAAGCCGGUCUCUGACGACGGUUUCGAGGACGUGAAGACCGACGACGACCACGAAGAAUACCCCUUGGAUCAGAGAAAAUGGAACUCCUCGUUUGCCAACCGAAUCCCGGAAUCCGAGGUACACCGACUUGGCAUGGAGGCAGACGCGAUACCUUUCAACGAUGGAGAAGGCGGCUAUCUUGGGGGCCUUGCUAUGGUGCAUAACUUACACUGCAUCAACUAUUUGUACCAGGUUGCGCAUAGAGAGUACUAUUACACUCCCAAUACCACGGAGAAGGAGGAUGCAACUCAGAAGAGUCAUAUUGGACACUGUCUCCAUCAUAUCAUGGAGUCCGUGAAAUGCCAGGCAGAUUUGACCCCCGUUCUACUUCAUUGGACUCUCCACGAUUUCCACUCGGUCAUUAACUGGGACGGUGUCGAACGUACCUGUGCCGACUGGUCACAGUUGAUGGACUGGGGUUCAGAGCAUUCCGUGAGAAAGUCUACUUCCAUAUCUCAAUUUACAGACACGAAGCAUCCAAUUUACGGAAACUUCUUAGACGAACACGGCAAGUUCAGCUGGGUAGAUCAAGAGGGAGGUGUUGACUAUAAGGAGUUUUUCAAAACGCCAGAGUACCAGGAGUGGGCAAAAGAACAGGGGCUCGCCUCAGGAGAGGCCGCGGCGGAAGAGUAUCUAAGGUCGUUUUACGUCAAGCAGUGA
Molecule: messenger RNA, 726 nt
Organism: Colletotrichum costaricense
Lineage: Eukaryota; Fungi; Ascomycota; Sordariomycetes; Glomerellales; Glomerellaceae
Exons: 7
Coding region: 1-726 (241 amino acids)
Biological process (GO): mycotoxin biosynthetic process
Source: RefSeq, a predicted model, not a curated record